UGUGUUGUUUGUUAUCGUCGCGGAUUCAACGUCUGUGACUGACAAUCCAUUUAACGACAUACUACACACACACACACACACAAUUCUAACGUUCAAUUUCAAUAGGAAAAUAAGGGGGAAGGAAGGGGGCGGGGUAAUCGAUUUUUUGUCUCCAAAUUAAAGGCCGAUUUUCUGCAGAAGAUGCUGGGCGGAUGAUUGGGCCGCAGCCGAAAUGAGUUCCGAUUUCGAGAUUGACAACAGCGCAGGCCAAACAGGUGCGACGGGGCUCAAUCAUAAUCAAUGGAACGUCGUGGCCGGCGACUCGUCGUCGGAUGCUCAACACUUGCGAUCGGGUCGAUCGACGCAACAGCCAUGCAGUUGCUGCACCCGUUGCUGGACAACCGGCUGCACGUGGCUGACGUCUGCGCUGGGCGUGUCGCUCCUAUUAUUCGUCUACCUGAUAACGGGAGCCGUCAUGUUCAUGGUGCUGGGCAAUCACGAAACGAUGGCGUCAUCCGAUCAUUCGAGAGCCCAGACGACUGGACACGUCCGCCCUGGACACCACCACCACGCCGAUCCUGACGCUCGUCUGCUAGGACAAAACAAUGGCGACGGUCGAUCGGCUGUGGUCCAUCACAGAGGAUUUGAAUAUCCUGUACAGGGACAAUUGGACGCAUUUGGCCAGGGUCGAAAUGCGGCAUUACCAGGAUCAAAUAGUGCGCACCUUGCGGCAAAUCAUGCUGGAAGAACGCUAUUCCUUCCGGCAAACGUGGACCUUCCCAUGUCCCUGCUCUACGCUCUGACGCUCAUCACUACCAUCGGAUACGGAUUUUACACGCCGACUACUGUGCUGGCCAGGAGUUUGACGACUGGCUAUUCUUUACUGGGCAUUCCGCUUUUCCUGCUUUACUUGUCUGUGGUCGGUGAACGGCUGGCCAGGAUUAUCAAUCGAAUGACGUUGUCGUGUUGUUGCUGCUGCAACGACAACGUUGCCGGACCGGCAGGCGACGAUGAAGAAGACGAAGAAAAUGGAAACGGCCGUCCUGGUCGGCGGAGGCUCGGCGCCUAUCGACAGUACAGUGACGUCACGCUGGCCCUGCAGCCCGUGUCGUUGCGGGGGAGCCGGAAGCAACGGCCAUGUUUCCCAGCAAGAGACGGCCUCUUCUUCGGCAACCGUCCAGCAGCCCUUCAAAAGCGACGCAAUCAUAGCCGGCAGGCAUUUAAGCGCUUCCAUCGGCUGCUCUAA
Messenger RNA from Daphnia magna, 1225 nucleotides. RefSeq lists its product as uncharacterized. Gene Ontology annotation, molecular function: potassium ion leak channel activity. The coding region runs from base 212 to 1225 and encodes 337 amino acids. Gene Ontology annotation, biological process: potassium ion transmembrane transport; stabilization of membrane potential. Gene Ontology annotation, cellular component: membrane. The transcript has 2 exons. NCBI's taxonomy places the organism in Eukaryota, Metazoa, Arthropoda, Branchiopoda, Diplostraca, Daphniidae. The record is from RefSeq and is a predicted model, not a curated record.